AUGCCAAUUACCAUGAUGCCAAGUGUUGCUUUCUCCCCUGCAGACUUGCUCGGAAUUUUCUGUUUGUCUUUUGGAUUACGAUUCAUACAACGAAGGUCAAAGGAAUUGCUUCCUUUUGUUUAUGAUAAUUCUGAUAAGAUGAUGAACUUUGAGCAGAAUGAAAAUGAGGAAGCUAAUCAAAAUUCAGAGCAGGGUAGCGUAGCCGCACGUCACAUUGGGCAAGCGGCAUCGGCAUUACCGGGGCAAAAAUGGUACAAAUGUGCGUAUUGCAAUGGAGGGUUCAGCCGUGCGCAGGCGCUGGGCGGUCAUAUGAACGUCCAUCGUCGAGAACGAGCUCUGCGCAGCCGAUCUUCAAAAGCAGCAUGUGACCGGGGGCCUCAUUCGUCCUCUCCGCUAUCUUCGUUAACACUUCCAUUUGAUCAGUCCGUUUGGUCUUCAUUACUCCCCCAGCUGUGCACAGGACUCAAUAGACAAAAAUAUAUUGGGGAGAAGGUUUGUGAUAGGAUUCAUUUGAAAGCCUACAGUGAAUUGUCUCAUGGAAAAACCCAAAUAAAAUUUAAUGGCGGUGAGAUGGGUUCCUCGGAGGAUGAUGAGGAAGUCGACUUAGAACUUCGUCUUGGACAAAAACCCCAUAAAAAAAUGAGACUUGAUUUACCAUAUUUCACCAUUCUUUGA
This is a messenger RNA of Cryptomeria japonica (Japanese cedar), 675 nucleotides long. Its product is annotated as transcriptional regulator TAC1-like. Bases 1 to 675 code for a protein of 224 amino acids. The transcript has 2 exons. The record is from RefSeq and is a predicted model, not a curated record. NCBI's taxonomy places the organism in Eukaryota, Viridiplantae, Streptophyta, Pinopsida, Cupressales, Cupressaceae.